This is a messenger RNA of Fopius arisanus, 1900 nucleotides long. RefSeq names its product G-protein coupled receptor Mth2. The transcript is spliced from 6 exons. NCBI's taxonomy places the organism in Eukaryota, Metazoa, Arthropoda, Insecta, Hymenoptera, Braconidae. Gene Ontology annotation, cellular component: membrane. Bases 120 to 1589 code for a protein of 489 amino acids. Gene Ontology annotation, biological process: G protein-coupled receptor signaling pathway; cell surface receptor signaling pathway. Gene Ontology annotation, molecular function: G protein-coupled receptor activity. The record is from RefSeq and is a predicted model, not a curated record.
AAUUUGAAGAAGACAAUUUUAGCUGUAAUUGUUGAUGACUCCAAUGGUUUUUAUAGGCUUUGUGUAUCUCCUUAUCGCCUUGGAACACUCACUGAUGAUACGGAACUGUCGAAGGACAAAUGCAGUAUUAUGCACCGACAGCAUCAUUUUUUGAAGAGAAAUUGCGACUAAUGGUCAGAGUCUUUACUCUCCAUCACUCCAGCAACAUGUGGAUUACUAGAGCUAUUCUCAUGAUCAUCUUCAUCAGCAUCUUCCAGGGAGAUGAUGUCGAGGGCAGUGAAGUCAGCAGGAACCACGGGGUGUCAAGAGCUCGUAGAUCACUGGUGCCAUCACGAAAGUCUCAGGUCUCAAUUUGCUGUCCACCAGGUACAUAUCUCACCACUGACUAUUCAACGUGCUCAUCAAACAGUUCAUCACCGAUAUAUGAUCUGGAAUUACCCCAGAUUUUCACAUCAAAAUUGUUACCAUCGGAAAAAGGACCAGAUGAUUUCGAGAAAAUUUAUGGAAUUCCCUGUACAUUUGUGAUGUACGAGUUAGACUGGGAAGAGCCAUGGCGCGAUGAAUUCUAUCUCAUGGAGGAUGGUAGAAUUUUCAUCAAUCAAUCGAGAUACAAUCCCGAGAGUGAGUAUCUGGAGAUCGAUGAUUACUGCAUUGGAAAUUGGAUGGAUGAUAACGGAACAUCCACGAAGGUCUUUGGAUGCUAUUCGUUGUGGCUCGACAAAUAUUUUUGGAUGUUAAAUACUUGUAGUGUAUUACCCAUGCCAUUUCUCGCUGCUACAUUUCUUGUUUAUGUACUGCUGCCUGAGUUGAGAAAUAUUCAUGGAAUAAUCUUGAUGAUGUACAUCGCAUCAUUGUUUUGGACCAAAUUGGGAAUAUCGUUGCUCAGAUUUCAGGUCAUCACUGCUGACAAUUCCCAGACGUUGUGCACUUUUACAGGAUUCGUCGUUUUCUUCUGGUUUCUCUCGUCCUUCUUUUGGCUCAACGUAAUGUGCAUCGAUAUCUGGUCAACAUUCAGAGGCUCUCGUGUGAUCCAGAGUAAGAAGAAGACUCAGAGAAAAUUUAUCCUCUACUCAAUUUACGCGUGGGGAUUUCCAUCGAUUAUGACAGGAAGUUGUAUCAUCAUGGAUUACGCCCCCAACAUACCCGAAAACUAUAUCAAACCGAAUAUUGGCGAAUACAUGUGCUGGUUCCAAGACGAUCGCGCGGAGUCCCUAUAUUUUUACUUCCCAGUGUCAAUCACCGUCAUCUGCAACUUCUCUCUAUUUGUUUCAACAACUGUUAAAAUUAUCAGACACCGAAGACAAAUAGCCAAACAACUGAAUGCAAGCGGUAGUCGUCGACACGCCGAUCGCCAACAGAGGUUUAAUCUCUACAUCAAACUCUUCGUGGUAAUGGGAAUAAAUUGGUUUUUCGACGUUGUCACCUGGACAAUUGGACACCAGAACCACCAUGGGUGGUACCUGGAAGAGUUCCUCGACUCCAUUCAGGGUGUCAUGAUCUUCGUGAUUUUUGUGUGCAAAGGGAAAAUAAUAAAGCGGCUGAUGUGGCGAUUUCAAUGUCGAAGAAGAAAUGAAAAUAGGGCUGUCUGAUUUUAUUAAAUCUACUGUUGCUCAUUAGGCAAUAAUGAGGAUUGGUAAUCAAGCUACGGAAAUUAUUGUUAAUAGACUGUUUUGACUAGUUUUUUAUUUUAUUGAUUUUUUCCGCCAUUUUGUCGGCCGCCUUUAUAACCCUCGAAAUGGCGGAAAAAUAGCGUAACUCUUGAAUUCAAUUAUUUCAUGAUUGAGUUCCAAUUUUUUUUAGUUUUUUAGAGAAGCCCUCGACAGUCUAUCAACCAACUAAUUCCUAAAUACUCAAUUAAUUUAUUUAUCUCUGUUUAAACAUAAAAAACAAUAAAAAUCAU